CGCUUAUCCGCUCUGAGGCAGGCGGUGACAUGGAUCAGUUUUCUCAGUUACUUUGGGGGUACUUGGGCAGUACUUGCGAGUUGGCCGGUCUCUAGUGGGAGAACGAUAGGAAGAACUCGGGCGGCUGCGGUACUUCCAGAGUCGCCCCCCAUUUUCACCUCCCCGCCACUCGCUCGACCCUAUUUUCGCUCGUCCUCUUUUUCCUUCCCUCACAACUAUAUCAAUAAUCACGGCUCAUUCAGAAGUCGACCCUCUCUGGUAAGUUUGGGAUUGAUUCCGCUCGCCUCAUCUCCGCUCCUUGCUUUCAUUCCCCAGCCUCGUCCGGGCGCCGGUCAACCGGCCGCUACCCCUCCUUGCGUACCCGCACAUUGCCCGUGUCGCAAAUUCUUAUCGCCCUGCCAGAACUCUCCCUAGUCCAAUCGCAAAGACAAAGGAAACGGCAGACGAGAAGAACUGUUCUACGUGAAGGCUUUCUCAUCCGAACCUUUUACCUUAUUCAUCCCCCCCCCCUCCAGUCUCCAUCGACGCCACCCAGCCGGGUCCCCUUGCCAAACAAAAUUCAAGGCGACUGUGCAGGUGCCUUUGAUCAAGCUCGUGAGCGGAUUCAUUCAACUUACGACUACUACGAUCAUCGUUGUGAUCAAAAUUCCAACUCACCCGUCUUCACGAUGUCGGAUCUCAACGAGCAACCGUCGGAGUCGAUGACCGGCUCGGAUACCUCUGGCCUGAAGCCGUUGUCUAAUGCCAACGAUGACCUCCAGUCCAUUUCCAACCCCAACAACAGCGACUUGGCCCGGGUUAUGAACCGCGCCGGUAUCGCGAUGACAAACGGUGGAUUUCCGCUCGACGAUCUCGAAGACGAGGAAGAGGUGGACGAAGAUUAUGUCGCAGUCGACCAGGAAGAUGUAAACGACUACCCCUACUGGUUCCGCCGGCCCCCAACCCACCACCGCACCAAGCUUGAUGAGUUGCAUCCGUUCGUUCAAUUGCUCUCCGUAUCCAACGUGGAGGACUGUGUGCAAGUGGAGAAUGCGUUCCCCGAGCCGGAGCGCUGUUCGCGUGACAAGUUCACCUACCGCCUGACUCGCUGCCCGGAGCUGAGCUUGGGUAUCUUCACACUACCCGUUCUCGAUGAAAGCAAGCCCAAGCCUCGCGCGACUCUUAUUGGACACAUCAUCGCCACCCGGACCUCGGAGCCUUUGGUGACGGACCGGGCUAUGCGUCUGCCUCAAGACUGGCAGGCUCAGCGGUGGACGCUGGAGGAUAACCAGGCCGUUGGUCACGAAGAGGGUGGUGGUACAAUCGCCAUCCACUCGCUGGCCGUGCUCCCCGAGCACCAAGGCAAACAAGUCGGAAGCACUCUGCUGAAGUCAUAUAUCCACCGUAUUCGGGAGGCGCAGAUCGCGGAUCGGAUCGCGAUCAUCGCGCAUGACCAUUUGAUUCCUUUCUAUGAGUCGUUCGGCUUUGAGUCCCGCGGCCCUAGCAAGUGCCAGUUCGGCGGAGGUGGUUGGGUGGAUUUGGUCCUGGAGUUUGGUAAUGAGGAGAUGAGCCAGUGACCCAGGCGACCUCUACUUUUGCAUCUUUUUUGGCGUGGACCAUGUGUGGCCCUUUUGCCGGUCUGCUUUUUUCUUCACUAUUUGUUCUGUUCUUAUAUCUACGUUUUCUUCCCUUUUGAUCUUCCCUCUCUCAUGUCCUCGUUACGCACGCUAUGUCCGGUCAUCGGUUUUGGUCUUCGGGUUUGAAAGAAACUGGAGUUUGUUUUGUCUUCUGGGGUCGGGGGAUGGCCAGUCUGACGGAGUAUUCUCACGGAAAAGAGGCCUGGGCUUUCUUAAAACUUGGGCCCAAGGCGCUUAUGUACCAUAGUGGAAAAGCGAUGUACAUGAGCAGGCCUAGUCUCUCUUUCUACUAUAUUAUAUAAUUGCAGAAAAAAAAAGAUUAGACUGACGAAGUAACUUGGAAGAAACGUAAUACUCAG
Penicillium brasilianum is the source of this 1975-nucleotide messenger RNA. NCBI's taxonomy places the organism in Eukaryota, Fungi, Ascomycota, Eurotiomycetes, Eurotiales, Aspergillaceae. The record is from the annotation of a GenBank genome assembly.